CCAGCCAUAAGUCUCACAAGCCCAUACGCAGCCCAUUCCGAGAAGAGAGAAUCUUUUAGUUUCUUCUACGCUUAACAAUGGCUUCCACCAAAGUGCUCGCGACGGCGAUCGCGGCGCUAGCGGCGGUGCUAAUGUUGACGGCCACCGCCACGGCCCAGUCCACCUCCUGCGUUAACAACCUCAUCCCCUGCGCUGCGUUCCUCAACUCCACCAAACCGCCCGCCUCCUGCUGCGACCCGCUCAAAGAGACCGUGACUAAAGAGCUCAGUUGCCUCUGCAACCUCUAUAAGAACCCGAAAGUGUUGAAUUCCCUCGGAGUCAACAUCACUCAGGCCCUCGAGCUUCCCAAGCACUGCGGUAUAAGCAACGACGUUAGCGCCUGUAACAAAGCUUCGAGUCCAACCGCCGCUACUACCACUCCUCCAUCAGUGCCGCCGCCUCCAACUACACCAAGUGGAGUAAGCAGGUUUGCAUGGGCUGAAGUUUCCAGCUUGCUAUUGCUGGGGGCGUCUUUAAUGCUGUGGUAGAUUUAGAUUUGGAGUUUUGCUGUUUGAACUGUUGCAGGUUUUCAUGGAGGUGUUUCUGAGCAGCAGUUAGACCUGAGAGUGUUGUUUGCAGAACAGUGCACUGUUGUACUUGUGAAUUCUGAUAUGAAUUUGGCAUAUAUAUAGACAUAAUAUCCUGUGAUUAUUGAAAUAUUCUUUUAGCUGAAAAUAAAGCUUAAGAAAUAUGGAGGGACGAUAUUCCUGCAGUCAUGUCAAGUUUAUAACUUCAAAAUUUUUCCCAUUCACUAUUUGGAAAUGUCUGUUGAAUCGA
This is a messenger RNA of Ipomoea triloba (trilobed morning glory), 816 nucleotides long. RefSeq names its product lipid transfer-like protein VAS. The record is from RefSeq and is a predicted model, not a curated record. The coding region runs from base 78 to 527 and encodes 149 amino acids. NCBI's taxonomy places the organism in Eukaryota, Viridiplantae, Streptophyta, Magnoliopsida, Solanales, Convolvulaceae. The transcript has 3 exons.